AUGGUGUACUUCUUCCCCGAAGGAAUGCGAGGUCCUGGUGGUCCGCCUAUCUAUCCCGGCCUGUAUGCUGUCGUAGGAGCUGCAGCUUAUACAGGAGCCGUUACUCACACACUGUCAGUAGCUGUGAUUAUUUGCGAGCUCACAGGACAGCUGGCUCCAAUUCUACCUGUCUUGAUCGCAAUGCUGAUGGGUAACGCUAUUUGUAAAUUCCUUCAGCCGUCCAUAUAUGAGAGUAUUAUUCGAAUAAAGAAAUACCCAUACCUGCCCGAUUUACCACCUUCAAGAAUCAGUGUGCAUACGGUAAAAGUUGAGCAAGUGAUGGUCUGUGACGUCAUCUACAUAACAAAGGACAUGACCUAUCGGGAAAUGAAGGAAAUUCUCCAAAUGGCUCCACAUCUGCGAAGUUUUCCCAUUGUCACCGAUCAUGAAAACAAAAUCCUUCUGGGAUCAGUUGCAAAACGCUAUCUCACGAUGCUUCUGCGACGGCAUGUACUGAUCACCCAGCAGGACAGUCGGGCAAGUGUUCGCAUGACUCCUUCAGAGAUCUUCAACACAAUUCGAAGGACUAGCAUGAGGCUCUCCAAAAGGUCACCGUCACGGCGGUCGAAAGAUGCAAGAGAAACUGAAAACGGUCGAGCUGAGAGCGAACCACUUGAAGUGGUUACUGAUCGCACCUACAGCGGCAACACGCUGCUGUCAAUCUCGCCGUUGCACGCUCCGAACAGUGUUCCGCUACAAGCUGUCUUCACAAGGCCUUCCUCAGCUGAUCUUCUCAAGGUCAGUUUUGAAAUAAUAUGUACUACAUAA
Molecule: messenger RNA, 807 nt
Organism: Cooperia oncophora
Lineage: Eukaryota; Metazoa; Nematoda; Chromadorea; Rhabditida; Trichostrongylidae
Source: the annotation of a GenBank genome assembly